Messenger RNA from Fusarium proliferatum ET1, 1158 nucleotides. RefSeq lists its product as uncharacterized. The transcript has 3 exons. Lineage: Eukaryota; Fungi; Ascomycota; Sordariomycetes; Hypocreales; Nectriaceae. Gene Ontology annotation, cellular component: cytoplasm. The coding region runs from base 1 to 1158 and encodes 385 amino acids. Gene Ontology annotation, molecular function: 2-oxoglutarate-dependent dioxygenase activity. The record is from RefSeq and is a predicted model, not a curated record.
AUGGUUCCAGCCCCAAUUGACCCCAGCAUCAAAGAUGUCGCCGAACCCAUCAAAGACACACUCAAGAUCCCCGACCCAGCUAAGCAGCGUCUCGAGAAAUCGGGUGUAGACCUCUCCAAAGGCUAUCCCUACCGUCCCUCUCGCCCUUUGUAUCUCGAUGAUGUCUACAAGAUUAGAGACAAGCCUCGCGAUCAUAUCGACGCUGGUGCUCGAGCUGACAAGUCAAAGAAGAGCCUUCUGUCCGCUGCGACAAAGGUCACUGAUCUGACAGCUUACAUCGGAACUGAAAUUGAAGGUCUGCAGUUGAAGGAUCUCACUAAUCAGCAGCGAGAUGAACUCGCGCUGCUCAUCGCCGAGAGAAGUGUUGUGUUUUUCAGAGAUCAGGAUCUUUCGCCACAGCAGCAGAAGGAGCUUGGAGAGUGGUACGGUGAGGUUGAAAUUCACCCUCAAGUCCCUCAUGUCCCUGGCGUCCCAGGAGUAAGCGUCCUCUGGCCCGAUCUCAUGGCUCAAGAGCGCCCAGCCAGUUUCCGUCAACCUGGCGGUGCAUCGCGCUGGCACACAGAUCUCGUCCAUGAGAAGCAACCAGCAGGUAUCACACAUCUCCACAACGAUACUAUCCCAUCUGUUGGUGGAGAUACCCUCUGGGCAUCUGGCUACGCUGCAUAUGAGAAGCUCUCCCCAGAGUUCCGCAAGAUCAUUGAUGGCCGGGAGGCUGUUUACCGCUCUGCUCACCCCUACCUGGACCGUGAUCAUCCCGAACAAGGUCCAAAGUACAUUGAGCGCAUUCACCCUAUUGUUCGUGUUCAUCCUGCCACGGGCUGGAAGGCGCUCUGGGUGAACCGUGCGAUGACAGAUAGGAUUGUUGGUCUCGAUCGGGCGGAGAGUGAUGUUAUUCUCAAUUACUUGUAUGAUGUUUAUGAGCAGAACGUUGACAUUCAAGUCCGAUUUAAGUGGACGCCCAGGACCUCAGCGCUUUGGGACAACCGUAUCACUAUCCAUAAUGCAAGCUGGGACUAUAGUGGAAGAGAACCGCGACAUGGCACGCGAGUGACUUCUUUGGCUGAGAAGCCAUACUUUGAUGCAUCGGCUCCUACGCGUCGUGAGGCACUGGGUCUUUUGGGAGACAGUGAGAAGAAGGAACUUGAGGAGUCAAAGUGA